Molecule: messenger RNA, 1677 nt
Organism: Syngnathus acus (greater pipefish)
Lineage: Eukaryota; Metazoa; Chordata; Actinopteri; Syngnathiformes; Syngnathidae
Gene: eif2b3
Product: eukaryotic translation initiation factor 2B, subunit 3 gamma
Exons: 12
Coding region: 310-1677 (455 amino acids)
Biological process (GO): biosynthetic process; cytoplasmic translational initiation
Cellular component (GO): guanyl-nucleotide exchange factor complex; eukaryotic translation initiation factor 2B complex
Molecular function (GO): translation initiation factor activity; guanyl-nucleotide exchange factor activity
Source: RefSeq, a predicted model, not a curated record
UUGUUUCCUAGUCGAACUUGUUACGGUUGAACCACCGUUAUAGCAACAUACCGCACAAGUUGUGCUUUUCGUCUCCUUCUGAUCUUACAGCGUCUCUCCGAGGGGAGUUUUUCUGAGAUUUUAAGGUAAUUCGCUGUCGAAUCCCAACGCUUCGUCACCCGUCGACUAAGCAGCAGUCUUUAGAUUUAUGCUAGGUGCUAACAGUUAGCCAAGUGCUAACAACUCUUUGACAGCAGCCCAUUCCGUUUACAUGUGUCGACCGACCGGGAUUCAGGAGUCGCUGAGAGUCAGUCAUCCGUAGCAGACAAUAUGGAGCUGCAGGCGGUGAUGAUGGCGGCCGGUGGGGGUUCGCGGAUGACCGACCUGACGUAUAACACCCCCAAAGCCAUGCUUCCGGUUGGCAACAGGCCCCUGAUAUGGUACCCUCUAAACCUGCUGGAGAGGGUCGGCUUUGACGAGGUGAUUGUCAUCACCACCAAGGAGGUCCAGAAGAUGAUGAGCACAGACCUUAAACUGAAGAUGGACGUGAAGUUGAAACUGGACUUUGUUUGCAUCCCGGAAGACGAAGACAUGGGCACGGCCGACGCUCUUCGACACAUCCAGCCCAAGAUCAAGACCGACAUCUUGGUGUUGAGUUGCGACGUGAUAACAGACGUGGCGCUUCACGAGGUGGUGGAUCUGUUCCGAGCCCACGAUGCAACUUUGGCUAUGCUGAUGAGCAAAGCCCAUGAAUUCACAGAGACCGUUCCAGGCCAAAAGGGAAAGAAGAAAGCAGCUGAGCAGCGAGAUUUUGUAGGCGUGGACCAAUCAGGCAAGAGGGUCUUGUUCAUGGCCAACGAGGUGGAUUUGGAGGACGGGCUAUCCAUUAGGAAGUCCAUUUUGAACAAACAUCCGAGGAUGCUCAUCAAAACCGGCCUUCUCGACGCUCACCUUUACUGCAUGAAAAAAGCGGUGGUGGACUUUCUGAACGACAGCAAAUCCAUUUCAUCCAUCCGUGGCGAGCUCGUGCCAUAUUUGGUGCGCAAGCAGUUUUCCAAAGCGAGGAGCAGUCCAAAACGUCAAGAUGACAGUGAUGAGCAGAGCCAGACGAAGAGUGACAACUCGACAAACAAUGAGCUCCUGAUCUCAUCACGCGACGAUGGCCUCCUCCAGCUGGCCCAGGAGCGCUCCUGCUGGAACGACCAUCACGGGGACAUGAGCGAGGCGUACCACGGCGGCAAGCUCCGUUGCUACGUGCACAUCAUGGAGCAGGGCCUCUGCUACCGCGUCAACACGCUCGCCGCCUACAUCGAGGCCAACCGCCUGGUUCCCAAGCUUUUGUUGGAAGAACCAGCAGUCCACCCUUCUGCCGUCAUUUCGGAGCGAUGUCAGAUGGGAUCCGACAGCAUGAUUGGGGCUCUGUGUCAGAUCGCAGAUAAGACCUCCAUAAAGAGGUCCACCAUCGGAAGCUCCACCGCAAUUAAGGAGAAAGUCCGAGUGACCAACUCUAUCAUCAUGCACGGGGUUACCGUAGAAGAAGAGUGCAACAUCCAGGGGAGCGUGAUCUGCAACAAUGCCGUCAUUGGCCGAGGCUCGGACCUCAAAUACUGCCUGGUGGGAAGUGGACAACGGAUCGAAUCCGCAGCUGAGCGGACCAAUGAGGUCAUUGUUGGCACAGACCAGCUGAUGGAGAUCUAA